GCAGAUAUAGCUGCUAUGCUUUGUUUCCUCUGCUCACAUUUGAGCUUUUUCUUUUUCCUCCCAUUAGUUUGCAAAUGUGCUUCCGAUAAUGACGCUCCAGUAGUGACCAGCAGUGGCCCUAUUAAAGGCAAAACGGUCUUGACUAGAUCUGGUUCCACGACUGCCUAUCUGGGAAUCCCCUAUGCGGAACCUCCAGUGGGGAAACUCCAUUUUCAAAAGCCCGUCCCACGUCAGCCAUGGAGCGAAGUAUUGGAGGCCACCCGUUUUGGCAACUCUUGUCCCCAGACUGAUAUUCCUGGCCUUCCUGAUAAAGACAUAUGGGUCGCCAACACCCCUCUGUCAGAGGACUGUCUCUUUCUUAACAUCUGGGCACCCCACCCUCGACCUUCAAGACCAGUGCCUGUCCUUGUAUGGUUCCAAGGCAUGGGCUUUAUCACUGGCACAGCCUCGCUAGACAUGUACAACGGAGCGAUCUUGUCUGCCACAGAGAAUGUCAUAGUGGCUUCCAUGAAUGAUCGCUUGGGGGGUCUAGGCUUUUUGUACUUGCCCCCCUAUGCCCCGGGAAACAUGGGCUUGUGGGACCAGCAUUUGGCCCUCAAGUGGCUGAAGGAAAACAUAGCUCUCUUUGGGGGAGAUCCAGCUCAGUUGACUCUGGUUGGGCAAAGUGCAGGAGCAGUUUUGGUGGGUUGCCAUCUACUUUCCCCACUGAGCCAACCCCUUUUUGCCUGUGCUGUGCUUCAGAGUGGCAUUCCCAAUGCCAUUUGGCCCUGGAAGAGCCCCCAAGAGGCCCACAACGAUGUGAUCAUGCUCAGCAAACAAAUGGGGUGUGCAAGAGAUAACGACAGGGCUGUGGUGAGCUGCAUACAGGAGAUAGACUUUGGACAUGAUAUCUUUAUUCAUUUGACCCUGAUCAACUGGAAAGCCAAUCUUACUGGGAUCACUGAUGAUGAAGGUUCCGGUUUUGUAUUGCUUAUGUAUGAGCAGGAGGAGGAACAUCUGGUUUGUGAGGACACUAGAAAUCUCCAGAGGACCCGGACUCAUGAAUUGGGAAGUUGA
Molecule: messenger RNA, 1056 nt
Organism: Thamnophis elegans (Western terrestrial garter snake)
Lineage: Eukaryota; Metazoa; Chordata; Lepidosauria; Squamata; Natricidae
Product: cholinesterase-like
Exons: 3
Coding region: 16-1056 (346 amino acids)
Biological process (GO): choline metabolic process; acetylcholine catabolic process
Cellular component (GO): plasma membrane
Molecular function (GO): acetylcholinesterase activity
Source: RefSeq, a predicted model, not a curated record